AAAAAAAUAAAAAAAAAGACAGUAACGUGAAAAAUCAACUGUAAAUCAACUAUAAAUCAUCUAAUCAACUAUAGACCAACUUUAAAUCAACUUUAAAUCAACUGUAAAUCAACUGUAAAUCAACUAAAAUCAACUUUAAAUCAGCUGUAAAUCAACUAUAAAUCAGCUAUAGAUCAACUGUAAAUCAAUCAACUUUAAAGUAGCAGACAGUUAUGAAUAAGUAAAGUAAGAAUUAUGAUAAAUACAAAUUUUUGUUCAUAUUAAAAAAAAAAAAAAUUAUAUAAUAUUAUUUUUAUGCAAUAAUCCGUAUUAAGUAUAUCAGUUUACCACAGUGUUUGUCUAGUAUAAAAGAAAAGAAGAUAAAUAAAUAAUAAGAAUACCUACCUACAAAAAAAAAAAUAAAACAAAAUGAAUUUCUUAAAAACCCCAGAUCUACUCAAAACUUUACCAGAAUUUACUGGUAAACCAACAGAAUUGGAAGAAUUCGUGAGAUCCGCGAGUUUGGUGUGGAAUGCACUGAGCACAAUAGAAAACGCACCAUUGCAAUUGUGGUUGCAAGUUCUUAGAAACAAGAUCAAAGGUAAAGCUUCAGAUAGAUUACGCCUCUACGGCAAUCCAGAUACCUGGGAUGGAAUUAAAGACAUACUUUAUAGACAUUUUCAAGAUCACAGGGAUGAAAGAACUCUCUAUAAUCAAUUAAGUUUGAUAAGACAAACUAGUAGCUUGUCUAAGUUUUACGAUGAUAUUUUAGAUAUCAUCACAACGCUUAACGCACGAGUCAGACAAAACGAAGACAAUUUAGAAAUACGUAAUAGAAUGAUACGAAGAAAUAUUAAAGAAGGUUUGGAAACCUUCGUAAAAGGCUUAAGGGAUCCUUUUAGAACAAUAGUUAUGUCCAGAGAUCCGGACACUUUAGAAGAAGCGUACGAAAUUACACUUAGUUUAGCAGAAGCUAGUAGAUCGUCUACAAUAAAUUUUAAUAAUAACCAACAACGGGUCAACAGAAAUAAUUAUAACAAUAACAAUAAUAAUAACUAUCAAAAUAGGUACAACAAUGGAAAUUCAAAUAAUUAUUACCAAAACCGAAACAAUAACAAUAAUGAUUUUUGGAAUAGAAACAACGACAAUAAUAACAUGAACAGAAACAAUAAUUACAAUAAUAACACGAAUAGAAAUAAUAAUUUUAACAAUAAUAAUUCAAAUAGAAAUAACAAUUUCAACAAUAAUUUUAAUAAUAGAAACAAUUUCGAAAAUAAUUCUUUUAGGUAUAGGAAUAAUAAUUCUGGACAACAGAGAACAGUUAACGGGGGCGAACCAAUGGAUGUUGAUCCAAACCCAUCUACUAUUCAAAGGGGUUUGAAUAGAAACCAGAAUAAUAGAAAUUUUAGACCAAAUGAGGUCUAUUGUCAGGAAAAUUUUCGGCCAGAAGCCUCGGAUUAAGUACGUUACCGUA
Eupeodes corollae is the source of this 1453-nucleotide messenger RNA. RefSeq lists its product as uncharacterized. The transcript has a single exon. NCBI's taxonomy places the organism in Eukaryota, Metazoa, Arthropoda, Insecta, Diptera, Syrphidae. The coding region runs from base 409 to 1440 and encodes 343 amino acids. The record is from RefSeq and is a predicted model, not a curated record.